AUGGCUGGCCAUGGCGCCGUCGAUGACGGUGAUGCCGAUCUAGACGACGCCGAUAGCGUAGCCAUCGAAGAAGCCCGCACGGGGCUGGAUCUUCUUCUUAGGUCGUUAGGCCGCCCCUUUCCACCUCCUGCGCCGACUGCACCAGGUCCCGUUCCCAUGGUGCCUGAGGAGCCGACCCUCCUGCGCCGCCUGGUGUUUCGGACACCGGAGGCCCUCGCCGCUAAGGAUGCGGCAGAAGCUCUACCUGUUUUCAACAUGGUGGAUGAUCUCAUCCGCGUGGUCUCGGACCUGCUGGGGCGGUCCGGCCCGAAGCACCAGCGCUUCAUGGACCUACAGGAGCUUUUCACCGAGACCAUCUUGGAAGUCCAGGGCAUCCAUACAGUCCGGUGGCUCUCUCGGGGGGAUGCGUUGCUUCGCAUCCUGGCAGUGUGGCCAGCUGUCAUCGUCUUCCUCAAGGAGUUCCAUUCCGCCAUGUUUUUGCUCGCCACAUCGUACCGGUUCCACUUCUUCAUGUAUUUUCUUGCUGAUGUGCUUGAGCAGUUGAACUUCUUGAACAAGACCUUUCAGCAGCGCCAGCUGGACCUGGUCUCUCUGCACGGCCAGAUCAAGCGCACCACGUCACAUAUCGAGAGCCGAUAUGUUGACUGUGGUGACGACUUCGGCGGAGGCUUGAGCCGCUGGCUUUUGCCCUUCAUCGAGCGCUACAGCCCAGGAAAGGAGCGUGAAGUGACUGUCGAGGGGCCUGAUUCCGAUGGCCGGCCGUCUACAUUCAAGUUCAAGCUUCACGAAGACAAGGUCAAAGGCUACGAAGGCCCCUGUGAUCACGACGCCUGCGUUGAGGUCUGCACCGCUGAACGAAUCGUGGGGAACCUGGAGAAGAGGCUGAGUGACUUGGACUCAAUGUCUGGAGUCCGUCUGUUCCUGCCGGAUGAGUGGCCCAAGGGCAAGUCGGAGCGGCAUGCACGAUGCGUCGAGUGGCUGAACUCGCUGGAGACGCUGUUCAAGGCGCUCGAGGCAGAAGAGAUACUGCCAGGUGAAUGCAGCAAGAAGGGGAAAGCAACGGCAGCUAUGCAAUUUCUCGUUGCAACGUUUUACGCCAUGGCGGAUGGUGCGCAGUUGUGGGGGGGACACGAAACGCUGGCUGCAGAUGAGCCUUGCGGGGAAGGGCUGUGCGUUGAGGGCGGACACGAAGCCGUCGCGUUGGCGGAAGACUUAGGGGCGAAGACUCACGUCCGCGAGACAGGCGCUGGGAUCGGCGCAGACGAGGUGGCGGAGGGGGGAAUCGGCGGAGAUUUAGCGGAGUACCUUUGCGCGGCCGCGGAGCCGGACGCAGUCGCGAUGAACCCGCUGACUGCGAUUAACGCGAUGAGCGACGACGAGAUGUGGCGGGAUGAUUACGCGGCUGCUGCUGCUGAGUGCAUGGCUUUCGACGGAUCGCUUGCGGACGUCAUGGCUGCUGCGGGCUUAGGUGCAGACGUAAUGAGUAGAGACGAGCUUGUUUCGCAUGCUAUGGGGACUGGGCGCAUGGAUGGAGAUGAAAUCGGUAGUGAGGUAUUGGAUGCGGUGGCCACGGUAGCGACAAACGGAAUGGGAGACGGCGUGGCUACAGCCGGAAUAGCUACAGACGGAAGUGGUGCUGAGGGAAUGAUGAUACACGCGAUUGCUACAGACGGAAAUGUUGCAGAGGGAACAACGACAGAUGGAACAGUCACAGUCGCAGUCGCAGUGGGUGACGGAUUGGCUACAGAUGGAGUAGAUACAGCCGGAGCGGCUACAGACGGAGUGGUUACAGAAGGAGUGGUUACAGACGGAGUGGUUACAGAAGGAGUGUUUACAGAAGGAGUGGUUACAGACGGAGCGGUUACAGAAGGAGUGGUUACAGAAGGAGUGGUUACAGACGGAGUGGUUACAGACGGAGUGGUUACAGACGGAGUGGUUGCAGACGGAGUGGUUACAGAAGGAGUGGUUACAGACAGAGCGGCUACCGACGGAAUGGUUACAGACGGAGUGGUUACAGACGGAAUGGUCACAGAAGGAGUGGUUGCAGAUAGCACAGCAACCGACACUAUGGGGGCACAGUACUUGCCGGCAGGAAGGAUGGGAGGAGACGUGGGUGAAGGGGCAGGUGCAUCAGCUGAGGGGGCUAUUGUUGAGGCGCCUCAAGGGGCGAUGGGACAGACGAAUGAAGAGGCAGGCGCAGGAGUUGAGAGGGAGAGCGGCGAUGGCAGUGGGAGAAGCGAUGCUGUUAACCCUAGAAUUGAGGUUCAUAACGGGGUCGAUGCUUGCCAUUACGGUGCGGAGGCUAGUAAAAGGGUUGAGAACGGUACUGAAGAGACGGGGGCGGUGAAGAAUAAUGUUGACGUGAGUGGGCAUGGUUUGGGAGAGAAGGAGGACGUUGGUGGCGAGAUGGGGAGCGCUGGUGGUGAGGAGGAGGAGAGGAAGGAGAAAAGGGACGAGAAGGGCGAGGAGGGAAGGAAGAAAGGGGGGGAGGUGGAGGAGGAUGAGGAGGAAGAGGUGGAUGUGGUGGGGUGUGACGAGUUAGGAGGAGGGGCGAGAGUGGGGGAAGGUGGUGAAGCUACGGUGAAUAGUCAACACAUUGGAAUCGCUGAUGACGUCAUGGGAGAUGGCAAAGCCGCUGAUGACGUCACGGGAGAUGACAAGACCGUUGGUGACGUCAUGGGUGACGUCAAAACCGCUGGUGACGUCAUGAUUGAUGACAAAACCGCUGGUGACGUCAUGAUUGAUGACAAAACCGCUGGUGACGUCAUGAUUGAUGACAAAACCGCUGGUGACGUCAUGAUUGAGGGUGAGUGUGGCGAAAGGAGGGAGAUGAGAGAUGGGGAGGCGAUUGAGGCCGCGGAUGGAGGUACGAGUGAGCGUGGUAUGAGGAAUAUGGAUGAGAUGGAAGGUGGAGGUGUGGUGAAUGGUGGGAGUGAGGUGAAUGAUGGGAGUGAGACCAAGGUUGAAGGACAGGAGCAGCGAGAGGAGGUGAGGGUUGGAGGGAGAGAGGAGGAGAAGGAGAAGGAGGGGGGUGUAAGGAAGGAGCAGGGAGAAGUGGUGACUGGCGGAGAGGGGAAGGAGGAGAAGGCGGAGGAGAAGGCGGUGGAGGAGGCGGUGGAGGAGGAGGUGGAGGAGGAGAAGGAGGAGGAGGAACGAGGAGGCGAUGCUGGUGUGCGUGAGGAGGCAGGGGAGAGAGAGCUGCAGGUGGAAGCUGGAGCAAGAUCGGAGGGCGAUGGUGGGAAGCAGGGGCAGGAAGGAGAAACAGGGAGAUUGGAAGAGGCCGAACGAGAGAUAGGGAGGACGGGGAGAGAAGAAGAGGAUAGUGCGAGGGAGGCAGCUGAGAAGGAAAAGGUGGCAGGCGAGGCCAAGAAACAAGAGGAGAAAGGAGAGGCGGAAGAAGAAGAGGAAGAGGAAGAUGAUGACGACGAGGAAGAAGACGAGGAGGAGGAGGCAGAGGAGGAAGGAAGAGGUGGGAAGAGCGGGUCAAACCUGGGGUUAAACAGAAGUGCUUCUAGGGCAGGCAGAGAGGAAGAUGAAGAACCAGCGCUGUCCAAAUCAGCAGCUAGAGCAAAAGCAGGAGGAGAAGCAGCAGCAGGUGAACACCUGUGGCCUGUGAGUAAGCUGGUCUCACUCAUAUCAACCCAAGGGGAGGUGCUAUCUGAGCAGGUGGUGACUCUUCAGCAGGUGGUUCUGGAGCAGCAACGGCUGGUGCAGCAAUGCUCCGUGGAGUGGAGGGAGCAACAGAAGCAGAUCCAGCAGCAGGUGCGGCUGCUGCAGGUGCAGCAGAAGCAGCAGCAGCAGGCGCUGCAGCAGCAGCAGCAGGCGGAGGAGGAGGAGCAGCAGCGGCUACAGGAGAUCACCCAGCGGCCGCGGCUCUCCUCUUCCUCUCCCCCCGCUCUGCUCACAGCCUCUCCUGUUUCCUGCUCCCCUUUUCUCUCCCCUGUUCCCUCCUCACCCAUGAUUACACCCCGUUCUUACCCUCUCUAUCUCGUGUUGUUGCUUCGCCCUGGCCCUCCCUGCAGGCGUCCAUGUUACUGCACCCAGACGCAGCACGGCACAGAUUCAGAGGCAGCGUUGCAGCAGCACCUGGCGCUCUUCUUCUCGCUAAAGGACACCAUCACUAAGAAAGAGGCCCGCGCUAUUGCCACUGCUGCUGCCACCUCCUCCUCUCAUGUUCGGGAGGUUUUUGGAUCCUUCCGCUCCCAUAUACGCUCCCUGCUCCAGUCAUUACCCACCACGUGUCCUGCACCGCAGCACAGACCAACCACCACAGCCACCAACAGUAACACCACCACCAACAACAGUGCCUCCCUAGUAGCGGCUCAUCUCCCUGUCUCACAAUCAGCAUCUCUCUGCCUGUCCUUAUCCCCAGACACACCCAAGCACCUUGCUCCCAAACCCACUGCUGCCUCUCUUCCCCUCUCCCAAACACCUGGUCAAACCGCACUUUCGGUCACCAGCGCUGGCGCCAAUGGUGGCAUUGCAAUCAGUGCAGCAGCCUCUAGCAAACCGUCUGCACCACACCCGCUCUCCUCCCCCUUGCCUCACACAACCACUCCUCACCCCCCUGUAUCAGGGUCGAAACCUCAUCUCGCUUCCAAAACUCCGGUGGUGACAAACCCCCUGCCAUACAAAUCCCCAGCAACCCCCCCAACCCCUCUAACAGCAGCGUCUAGACUCCCAGCAGCACCCCUCUCUUCUGCAUCUCACCCAGUCGCCUCCCACCUUCCUGCAUCUCACCCUCCCGCGUCUCACCCCCCACGCACGCGGGCGGCUCUGGUGGCAAAGCGGCGAUCGUCCAUGCAGGGAGGAAAGGAGAUCUCAGCGUCUGCUCAGAAUAAGGAAGCACCAGGGGAACGCAAGAGAGGGGAGGAGGAGCGAGCAGGGGAGGUAGAAGAGAGGCCGAGAGAAACUGACCUAGAUGUGCUUCUAUCUGAUGCUGAACGCGCCCUUUCCUUCUCUGCUGGCCCGGCUGCCAACACCCCCUCCUCCUCGUCUCGCUCUGCUCUCUCCUCGACUCCUUGGUGGGAGGGGCUGGAAGAGAAAGCGGCAGCAGCGGCACGAGAGGCAGAGGCUGAGGAAGCGAGCGCAGCAGCAGCAGGAGGAGGAGCAGGAAUAAAAGCAGGAACCCAUGGCUAUUUCUUGCCCUCCUCGUCUCCAACCGCUUCUGCUGCGGCAGCUGCAGCGGCUGCUGCAGCAGGUGCCUCACCCAGCAGUGCAUCUGCACGGGCUGGGUGCCAAGUUGCGUCUAUACUGGCCUCUCACCUGCGCCAGAGCACAGGAGGCUUCACUGCACAGCAGGCGUCGCUGCUGCAGCUGCUGCUGGUUCGGCCAGUCUCGAGCCUGCGCAAGCUACUGGAGGUAGAGAGCAAGGCGCCAGCGCUGGCAGCAUGGCUCAGGCAUGCGGCAGAGGAGAGCCAAACCACCAUCCUGCUGCUGCUGCUACAGUUACUGGCAGCCAUACCAGUGACGCUGUCUGACCGGCCGGUUCUCACAUCCCUCAAGCCGCUGCUGCAGGGUCUUUGCUCCUACGACCCCUCAGCCACGGAGCCCAUGCGCUGCUCCAUCCUCACUCAGUUUCCUGUUCCCCUUGCCCCCUCUGUCUCACCUCUCCAACCCAACCCCCAUACACCCCCCACCGCCCUCCCCAUCCUCCCCACUUGCCCCCCCUCCACUGCCCCACCAACCCCCUUGCACGUCCCCAUCAGUACGCGUGAGCCACGGGGCCCAUGUGCUGCUCUCCUCGUGGCACCCCAUCCUCACCCCGCCGCUCGUCCCUCUGCCCCAGUCGCCCCCGCUCUCUGCUGCCACCAGGCCGUCUCUGCACAAGGGCGGGAGAGGCGACAAGCGCGCAGUGAUGGUAUCAAUAGCCUCGCCGCCCCAUGCAUCCGGCAAGCCUGUUUAGAGGCGCCUCACAAACUAACGCUCUCUCCUCCUCCCCCCUCCCUCACUCCCCCUCUCAGGCGACAAGCGCGCAGUGAUGGUAUCAAUAGCCUCGCCGCCCCAUGCAUUCGGCAAGCCCGCAUCGCACAACCGCCCCCUCUCUGCAGACGAGAUCAUGCAUGCCAAACGCCGCCGCAUAAGGAGAGUGGAGCAGGGGUGGGCGUGGUUGGGGCUAGUUUGACUGGGAAAGCGGGUGAGGAGGAGCAUGGAGGACAAGGCGUGAAGCAGGAGAGGAAUGAGGAGGCUGUAUCAGCAGCAGCAGGAGGAGGAGCAGGAGCAGGAACAGGAGCAGGAGCAGAAGCAGCAUCAAAUGUAGGGCCGAAGAGGGAAGAGGUCUGUACUGUGACCAAGGCAGCGCCAGCCAACAUGUCUGCUCGCCUGGGCAGCAGCAGUGGCGGCAGCGAUGGGUUUGGGGGAAUCACUCGCUCCUAUGUGGGCCCUGCUCGCCUGAGGUUCAUGGGCAGAGGGGCAGGGCGAGGUGGUAUGUCAGCAAGGGGAGGUGCAGGGGCAAGAGGGGUUGCUUCUCCUCCUCCUCCUCAUCCUGCUGCUUCUGCUACUGCUGCUGCUGCUGGCAGGGUGCGAGUGGAUGGGGGCUUGGACUGGGGAGGAGGGGGCGUGGAGAAGGGGCGGAGUGGGCCGAGAGGUGCUGCUGGUGGGGGGGAGUGGACGAUGGGUGCAGACACGAAGGAUCAUAUGCGGGAUAAUCGCGCACAGGGGGCUACAGUGGCGGCAGCGUUGAUGGCGGGAGUGGUGGGCGGCGCAGUGGGGCUUGGGGGAGCGGGGCAGAUGGCGGAUGCAGGGCAGGUUGAAGCAGGUUCGUGGGCGCCCCAGGAGAUGGAGAUUGGGCCACAAAAGGUGGCUGCUGCAGCAGCUGUGGGGUCUGUAGCAGCCUCUGUAAGAGUCGAGGAAUGUAGGGGCGGUGAGGGAGGUGAGGAGGGUGAGGAGGGUGUGGGGGGUGUGAUGGAUGUGGGAGGUUCGAGGGGUGAGGGGGGUGUGGGAGGUGGGGAGCGUGAGGAUGCAGAUGAGGGACAGAUGGGAGCUGCUGAUGUGGGUGCUGCUGGUGCUACAGGGUGGGCAGAGGAGGCUACAAUGGGUGGUGCCGCAGGGGCUAUGGAGAGUGGAGAGGCUGCCGAGAUGUUGGGGGUUGCAGAGCAUGCGGGGGGUGUGGGGGGUGUGGGGAGCACUGCGGUGGAUGGUUCUCAUGUGGAGUGUAACCGGAACGAGCCAGGGGUUGCUGCACCGGUGAGCGGACGAGCAAGGGAUGGGGCGGUAUGCGUGGGAGUAAGGGAGGAAGAAGCUGGUGUUGGUGUGAUGGGUGGUGGCGGAGGGAGUGGAGAAGGAGGAGAGGAGGAGGCUGUGGGGGUGAGGGUGGAACGUUCUGGCGGUGAGUGUGCAGCAGCAGAGGGCAACGUGGGGAGUGAACAAACAGGGCAGCUGAGAAGUCCUCUGGAUGAGGGUAGACAGAGUGAGGGGGGUGAAGCUGCUGUGGCUCCUGUCCCCGUGGCUUCCUCUGCUUCAGAUUUGAUGAGAGGGCCGCGAGAGGAAGUGGCGGCAGCUGUGGGGGCAGCAGUUACGGGGGAGCUUGGGCUGGAGGUAUUAGGAGAUGAAUCAGAGGCACACCCUGCUGCUGCGGCGGCGGCGGUGGUGGCGGCGGCGGCUGCUGUUGGUGGGGCAUCAGGAGGGUCGGGGGGGAUUUCUGUUGUGGAAAUGGGAGUGGGAGAAGGAGCAGGGCGGAUGGGUGUGAAGGGGGAGAGUGGGGGAGUCAACCGGGUGUUAGGGGCAGUGGUGGGAGUUGAUAGGGAAGAAAGUGCCGGGGGGAUGAGGAAGAGGGCAAAGGUUGAGGGUGAGGGAGUGGAAAGGCGGAUGGCAGAAAAAAUUGCAGUGGCUGGGGACGGAGGGAAGGAGCAGCGGGAGGAGAGUAAAAAGGAGGAGGAGGAGCGGAAAGUGAAGGAGAAAGACAAGGAGGAAGAAGAGGAGAGGGAGGAGAAAGCGGAGAAGGAGGAAGAAGAGGAGGAGGAUGAGGAGGCUUUAGAUAGAAUGGUGAUGGAGAUUAUAGGGGUGCCAAACAAGGGUAGGGCGGAGCAGCACAUGAGUGGCAUGGGUGGUGAGGAGACGGCUGAGAUGCGCAAGCAGGUGGCGGCUAUGAGGAUGGGCAUGGUGCUGUGGCCUCCACUCACAGUCCAACCCUGCGGUGGUGGCGCGCAAUCUUUGAGGCGCCUCAUACUUCCACUACCCACCACCUUCCCUGCUCCCGUGCUGCACCCCUUGCUUGCUUGCCUGCGUGCAGGCGUCCUCCACACGCGCUCCAGCCCGGUGGAGGUGGCGCGGGGCGAGAGCAGCAGCGAGCUGAAGCGAGUGGAGCACCACAUUGCAUCGGUCAUCGCCAGGGGCGUGCGCCGCACUCCUUCCUCCCAUGCCUGGUCGCCCGCCGAGCCUGCCCUUGAGAGUGACACUGCAGAGGAGGUGGAUGAUGCUAGGACGCCCGUUAUUUCUACAGUUGUGCAGAGGAAGGUGGGGGAGGGUGGGGGUGGGGGAGCGCAGCAGUGGCGGGGUGGGCUGGAGGUGGGAGGAGGGGGGAGAAGUGGGGAGUGGGGGCACAUGCAUGCCACAGCUUGUGUUGAAGCCAACGAAAGCUAA
This is a messenger RNA of Closterium sp. Naga37s-1, 8580 nucleotides long. The record is from the annotation of a GenBank genome assembly. NCBI's taxonomy places the organism in Eukaryota, Viridiplantae, Streptophyta, Zygnematophyceae, Desmidiales, Closteriaceae.